AGUCGGACACGACUGAGCAACUGGACUAAACUGAACUGAACUGGGGAAGAACUUUGCAGACAUACGCAACAGCAAAAAGUCCUGAAAUGGGAAAAAGCUGUCCAAAAGCUGGAAGGAAGUGUGGUGUCUUGAGAAGAAGUUGGAGGGAUGAAAGGAGGCCACGUAUUGACCACUUCUUAGAUUGUAGUAAAAAUUAGUUAAGUGCAUCGGAAAGCCAUUGAAGGAUUUUAAGCAGACUUAUUGCAUUAUCAAAACUACAUUAAAAAAAAAAAAACUACUAGCUUUUAUACAGAAAAUGGAUUAUCUUUUAUAUUUUGAGAAGGAUUCAGAUGCAAGUGAUGACAAAAGAUGACAGGUGAGGUUGUGUCCCAACCUGUGAGUUAUAAAUUCCUCGCGUAAAUUAAAAUCACCUUAGAAAACUAACCAUGCCCUUUCCUUUUCAUUACCACCUUGUUCUCUCAAUUCAGCAUUUCAAAGCAUGUCCUCAGGAUGCUAGUUUUAGCUGGCCCAGUGGUAACAGGAGGUGCUUGCCUGAGAGUUCUUUCCCACGAAGGCGUCAAGCUUGCCCCGUUGCCUACCAGGUGGGUCUGGUCUCCAAAGUUUCGGCUUUUAAAUCAGUCUGAGGCCUACACCAGCCGAAGGAAAUGAAACGACACACCAAUAUCCCUCUCUUGCACAGUCUUUGAGACCAACUAAAAUUCCUUACACGAAGAUGACGACAACACGACAGCAGGUUCACAAAAUGUCAUCUGUCAAGGAGCAGCUUAUUGAGAAUCUAACUGAGGAAGAUGAAGUCUCCCAGAGUAAGGUCACCAUUGUUGGAACUGGUGCUGUAGGCAUGGCGUGUGCGAUUUGUAUCUUGCUGAAGGAUUUGGCUGAUGAGCUUGCCCUUGUUGAUGUUGUGGCAGACAAACUGAAGGGAGAAACAAUGGACCUUCAGCAUGGCAGUCUUUUCUUUAACACUCCAAAGAUUGUCUCUGGAAAAGUGGAUAUUUUGACAUAUGUUGUCUGGAAGUUAAGUGGUUUACCUGCAACUCGUGUAAUUGGAAGUGGUUGUAAUCUAGACUCUGCCCGUUUCCGUUACCUAAUUGGACAGAAGUUAGGUGUACAUCCCUCCAGCUGCCAUGGUUGGAUUAUUGGUGAACAUGGUGAUUCUAGUGUGCCUUUAUGGAGUGGAGUAAAUGUUGCUGGUGUUGCUCUGAAGAGUCUAGACCCUAAGUUAGGAAGUGAUUCAGACAAGGACUCUUGGAAAAAUAUCCAUAAGGAAGUUGUUGGAAGUGCCUAUGAGAUUAUCAAGCUGAAGGGGUAUACCUCUUGGGGUAUUGGACUGUCUGUGACAGAUCUGGUAAAAUCAAUUUUGAAAAAUCUUAGGAGAGUGCAUCCAGUAUCCACUAUGGUGAAGGGCUCAUAUGGAAUAAAAGAAGAAAUCUUUCUCAGUAUCCCUUGUGUCUUGGGACGAAAUGGUGUUUCAGAUGUUGUGAAAGUUAACUUGAAUUCUGAGGAGGAGGCCCUUUUAAAGAAGAGUGCAAGUACACUUUGGAACGUCCAAAAAGACCUGAAAUUUUAAAAGUUUUUAAUGUUCCGUGUUUUAGAGAACAGAAGAUAGUAGGCUGUAUAUUUUAUAUUUUGAAAGUAUUCUCACCUGAUCUGUAAAAAAUAAAAAGAACAUUGGACCUA
Molecule: messenger RNA, 1677 nt
Organism: Bubalus bubalis (water buffalo)
Lineage: Eukaryota; Metazoa; Chordata; Mammalia; Artiodactyla; Bovidae
Product: L-lactate dehydrogenase C chain
Exons: 7
Coding region: 713-1567 (284 amino acids)
Biological process (GO): carboxylic acid metabolic process
Cellular component (GO): cytoplasm
Molecular function (GO): L-lactate dehydrogenase (NAD+) activity
Source: RefSeq, a predicted model, not a curated record